This is a messenger RNA of Olea europaea var. sylvestris, 788 nucleotides long. Its product is annotated as myb-related protein 305-like. The record is from RefSeq and is a predicted model, not a curated record. Gene Ontology annotation, cellular component: nucleus. The transcript is spliced from 3 exons. Bases 70 to 657 code for a protein of 195 amino acids. Lineage: Eukaryota; Viridiplantae; Streptophyta; Magnoliopsida; Lamiales; Oleaceae. Gene Ontology annotation, molecular function: sequence-specific DNA binding; DNA-binding transcription factor activity. Gene Ontology annotation, biological process: regulation of DNA-templated transcription.
CAUCUUUCCAUUGUUUUUCUUCAAAAGAUCACAUGAUCCCUAACUAGAAUUUUCUCUCUUUCUACCAAAAUGGACAAGAAAACAUGCAAUAAUUCUCAAGAUGCAGAAGUGAGGAAAGGGCCAUGGACCGUGGAAGAAGAUCUGAUUCUCAUGAAUUAUAUAGCUAAUCACGGUGAAGGCGUUUGGAAUUCACUAGCUCGUGCUGCAGGGCUUAAGCGUACGGGAAAAAGUUGUCGUCUGCGGUGGCUGAAUUACCUUCGACCGGAUGUUAGACGGGGGAAUAUCACGCAGGAGGAACAACUUUUGAUUAUGGAGCUGCACGCUAAGUGGGGAAACAGGUGGUCGAAAAUUGCUAAGCAUUUGCCUGGACGAACCGAUAAUGAAAUAAAGAAUUAUUGGAGAACAAGAAUCCAGAAGCACAUUAAGCAAGCUGAUCAAACUUUCACUGGACAAAAUCUUGAUCAGACUCAUCAUGAUCAAGCAAGCACAAGCCAAAUCUCCAGUUACUAUCCUCCUGAUCAUGCAGUUGAAAUUUACUGUCCACCGUCGAUUGAUGGACACAUGGAAACUUUCCAUGGACCUUUCCCCACUGAAUCAAAUGAGAACAUAUGGAGCAUGGAGGAUCUUUGGUCCAUCCAGUUAUUUAAUGAAGACUAAUUAUUUAUCCAUGAUGAUAGAUUAAAAUCCAAAACCCUAGUGAGUUGUGCUUUUAUUCAAGUGCUGUAAUAUGAUGAUGUAUAAGAACUUAUAUAAACAUAUAUAUACAUCUGUUUAUAUAAAUAUAUAAA